GGUUUCCAACCGUUCAGGGUUUGUCUUUUUUCCCUGCAGCCACAGGAGGUGGUUUUCCCUCUCUCUACAAGCAGGAGUUGAUUCCCAAGCGACGCUCCGGUUUGGGGCUUGGAGAAGGUGGUCAAACAGAGCUCAAACCAGUCGGACCGGUGGGCCAGGACCGGUGCCCAGCCUCGCUGCGGUGAGGCAGCUGUGUCACCGGGACACGAGGGGACAGGCAGGACGUGCCAGGCUCCAGCACAGACAGGGCACAGAGCAGCAGCCUCCAGCCCGGGAUAACCCGGAGCAGCUCCUGCGGCACCACACCGGGACAUGGACCCCCGGCCAGGACAGGAGCCCAUCAAGGUGAUCGGGGUGGUCUUGGGCAUCGGGCUGGCCCUGCUGAUCCUGGCGAGUUUUGGCUACAGCUUCCUCCGGUGGUACCGGAGGGGCCACUCCCGGCGCCGGCCUGACUUUGUCUUCAACCUCUACCACUCGCGCGGGUUGGGGUCGGUGGCACUGGAGCUGGUGCCACCGUUCAGCAUCAGCGGCUCGCUGGGCACCUCGGGCAGCGGCUACGAGCCCUUCCACAGCCAGGGGCCGUGAGGCUCUGGUUUGCGUUUCCUUCCCCGCUGUCCCUGGGACAGGACGUGUGGCCAGGGACAGAGGGAUGUGGUUGGAGCCCGGGCGCUCUUCCUCUCGCUGCCUCUCACUCACAGCCCAACACCAACAGAAAAAGCAACCAAAACCGGCCGGGGGGAAUUCCUCCCUUUUCACUUCUGCAAGAAACAGCCCCUGAAUGUGCUGGACUUCAACUGAAAUGGCAACAGCGCAGUUUCUGUUGCUAAAAAAUCUUCACAGAAUCGCAGAAUCGUUGGGGUUGGAAGGGACCUCUGGAGACCACCUGGUCCAACCCCCACCCCCUGCCCAAGGUCACCCGGAGCAGGUGACACAGGAAGGCACCCAGGUGGGUUUGGAAUGUCCCCAGAGAGGGAAACUCCACAGAUUCCCUGGGCAUCUCCUCCAGCUGCAGCCACAGGUGCACGGGAGGUGCCUGGGCCAGCACUGCUGCAGCCUCCCCUUGCUUGGGAUGGAGGAAAAGGAUGCAGGAUUAUCCCUUAUCCCAGGAUUCCUCAGCACUGAUCCUGGAGAAAACGGCUCAGAGACCUCCCAGCCCCCUGUACACCCAGAGACCUGGCGCCAGACUGUUCCUUAGGGAACCAGCUGAGGAGGAGGGCCGGGAGCCCCAGAACUGGGUGUCUGGAUUUGUGCAGCUGCGGAAAACGCUGUGAGGAAAUGGGAAAUCUGUCCCAGGCUUCCUCCUCCUUCUCCAUCCAAUAUCUGCACCGACGUGGAAGUUGGUUCUCCGCACUGCCGGUGCAAGGAAACACCUCAGAAAGCCCCGGUGGAGUCCCUCCUGGUUUUUUAGUGGCUGUGGAAGUGCCUGGAGGCCGGGAGCAGCCCCGGGGAGAUUCUGUGGCCAUGGAGAGGGGCCCUGCUCGGCCAGGGGGGCUGGCGAGGCACGGGGGGCCUUGGGACCAUUCGAGUGCAGGUUUUUCUCAGAAGAAAAAUGAAGGAAAAGCCAUGAGAGUCACCUACACCUGUGUGUAGGGAAACCAGUGAGGACAGAGUGGGAUUUCCAGGGAGUCACAGGGACCAUCUCCGCUCUCGGUUAUCAAAGCUAAACCCCGUGGUCUGGGGCUGUCUGCUGGCUGAAAGGAGAUCUCUGACUGCCCGUGGAGAGGGGGAAACAGCAUUUCCUGGGGCCUGGGAGCCCGCUCGUGGUGAGCAGGAUCCAGCAGAGCCCUGCAGACGCAGGAUCCGGCCACGGGGCCUGACGUCAGCGGCGUUUAAAAGAAAAACAAAAAACCCCACGCUUUUGAUGACUCUGUUUUCCAGAGGAAGCUGAAAAAAAUAAAAAAGAAAGAAAAAAGCUCUCCCCCCCGAAAUAUGCAGAGGCAGAAGAGAUGGGGCCGGUGGAGGGGCAGGAGGAGGCUCCCAGUGCCCCCCACAUCCCUGUGGGAUGCAGGGAUGGGUCUCAGAGUGAGCGGUGCCAGGUGAGAUGCAGGAGAAGGAAACACAGCAAGGGCCAGCCCCGUCCUCCUGCCUGCGCUGGAAAAGCUGAAAACAAAACCAAAACCCCUUCACCUGAGAAGCACAUUCCCCAAGAAGGGUUCCUGCCAGCAGUUUUACUUCCCACCGUGAAGGUUCCUGGGAAUGGAGUGACUUUUGGAAAAACUUCCCCGUGGCCUGGAAGGUGACCCAGGAUGAGCUGUUCGGUCUCAUCCUGUUUCCAUUCUGAUGACAGCCGCUCACAGCAUCACAGAAUGUGUUGGUUUGGAAAAGACCUCUGAGAUCAUCGAGCCCAACCUAUGGCUGAGCACCACGUUGCUGAGCAGAGCCCUGGUUGUUGUCUUUCCUCCACCCCCGGGUCUGACUGUUUCUGCCCCUGUCCUUCCAUCCACGGGAUGUGCAUCCCUGUGGAAUCACUGGGAGCAGCCCUGCUCCUUUUCCCUGCUGCUCCUCUGGUGAUUGCCCCCACAAAUCCACCAGGGACAACCACCCAGGAAGUCAGGUGCGUGAGGAGCUCUCGGAGAGCUGCCUUGGUUCCCCCUUCUCCCAGCUGUGAUGAGGAAAUGCUCUUCCCCACGUGACGCAAAGGCACGUUGCCUCUUGCUGACGAGGAACGUCCAAAUCUGGAAACAGAACGCUCAGCCUGGCCUUGGGAAAGGAUGAACACACAAAUGGACCGAAUAAAUAACAACACGUCCUUUCUGUAUUUACAAAUGA
This is a messenger RNA of Hirundo rustica (Barn swallow), 2769 nucleotides long. It is a transcript of the gene SMIM35, whose product is annotated as small integral membrane protein 35. The transcript is spliced from 6 exons. Lineage: Eukaryota; Metazoa; Chordata; Aves; Passeriformes; Hirundinidae. The record is from RefSeq and is a predicted model, not a curated record. The coding region runs from base 313 to 585 and encodes 90 amino acids.